Ilex paraguariensis (yerba mate) is the source of this 208-nucleotide messenger RNA. Lineage: Eukaryota; Viridiplantae; Streptophyta; Magnoliopsida; Aquifoliales; Aquifoliaceae. The record is from the annotation of a GenBank genome assembly.
AUGCAAGGAUCUCCACAGGGAGGUUACAGCUAUGAAGCUGAGGAUGUGAUAGACGACAUCAGAUCGAUCUCCAAGAGCUUGAGCGAUGCUAGAUUAGCUUCCAAGGGUGACGUCAGAUCAACUAUGAAGGAUUUGGGAGAUAGAGGCAGAACACAAGGCACCAGUGUAAGGGUAGGAGUAGGCAGCUGUGUUGGUGACGCCAAACAAG